Messenger RNA from Phragmites australis (common reed), 1108 nucleotides. RefSeq names its product probable E3 ubiquitin-protein ligase RHB1A. The record is from RefSeq and is a predicted model, not a curated record. The transcript is spliced from 6 exons. Lineage: Eukaryota; Viridiplantae; Streptophyta; Magnoliopsida; Poales; Poaceae. Gene Ontology annotation, molecular function: ubiquitin-protein transferase activity. Bases 257 to 772 code for a protein of 171 amino acids.
UUUCUUAUAGAAAAAAGUUAGACGGGCGGUCUUAUAGAAAAACCCCUGCAAAUUCCUCGUAUCCACGAGCACCAUCUCGGAGAGGAGAGAGGUGGGCACCAGGGAGCCCAAGAGCUCACGACUCCCGAGGCGAUCGAGGGAGCGCCGCGUUCCUGCUUCCCUUCCGUAAUUCGUCCUCGGGCUAUGGACGACAGAACUUUGGUUUUUUAACGACAGCUAGAGGAUAGUUUGGAGUAAGCUUUUCAUUCAGGAUAUAAUGGGUGGUUGCUGCUGUUGUUCAUCAAGGACAUCGGAAUCAGAUACAGCACCAGUUCAUGUUUAUCAUCAACAAAAUCUAGAGGAGCGCGAACCAUUGUCUUCAGCCUUUGAUGGAUCAUCUCCAGCUUCUGCUAUAGUUGCAGUUGACACAAAUCUUGAUACAUCCACUCCUGACACUUAUCAAGCACCACCUGCACCUUUGCCUUACAAUGCUGGCUUGACAGUUGCAGAAAAUCCUGAUUUGGAGAAGUCAGACAUUAAGAGCAAAACUGAUGAGCAGCAGUCUCUGAAGGUGGAUGAGUUUGAGUCAUGCAAAAAAGGUGCCCCUGAGGAUAACCCUGAUGAGGAGGAUGUUUGUCCAAUCUGUCUUGAAGAAUAUGAUGACGAGAAUCCCUGUUCUAUAACCAAAUGUGAGCAUCACUUCCAUCUCUGUUGCAUACUUCAAUGGAUGGAGAGAAGUGACACAUGCCCAGUAUGUGACCAGAUAACUCUGAUAGAUGAGAUGUACGAAUAGCAUUGUUGAUUGUGGACGGUGGUGGAUCAUUUCUUGGUGCCCGUGUCUGUUGAGUUGGCUUGAUGCUCGGCUUUUUUUGGUGGGGAAGUACAACCAGCAACUUACUCUGCACUUUAAACUAGUCUGGUCUGGUGGAAAUGGAUUGAAUUUUGGAAAAAUAUUUAUAGAAGGAAAUUACAUAGAAUGUGUUAAAAUCAUCUCUGUCCUGUAUGUUUUGUGGCGAGCCUUGGCUGUUUAUGGCAGCUGGAGGAUUACAGAAGUCCUUGAUCGCAGUAUGUGUAUGUGUAUCCGCUGCUGGUUAUUUAGUUCAAAGUUAAAACCCUGAAGUUUGCUCCC